Messenger RNA from Trifolium pratense (red clover), 2060 nucleotides. RefSeq lists its product as uncharacterized. NCBI's taxonomy places the organism in Eukaryota, Viridiplantae, Streptophyta, Magnoliopsida, Fabales, Fabaceae. The record is from RefSeq and is a predicted model, not a curated record.
AUGGCCUAAUAACGAUUUAUUCAAACACUUCAUCCCUGGCAACGGUUAUUCACCUUAUUAUCUGUUGUUAAUGCUUUUGGUGGGAAAUUUCCUUCAUCUCUACACCUCUUUCUAAAAUCCUUCUCGUCGAUCUCUAUUACAACAUUGUCUUUAGAGGAUGGCUGCUGCUAACUUCAGCUAUUGGGAUGAUUGUGUGGAGCCUCAAGAUUUAGAGGAAAUGUGGAAUAUACCUGAAGUCAGUGCUGAAUGGUUAAAAGCUGGCGAGGAAAGAGAUCAAAAGGUUCACCUCUCUCGCGAUCCUGAUGGCCAGCCAUAUUUGACACAGACUGAAAUGAGGGCUGUAGCUGACAUUGUUAUUGGCAAACACUUUCUGUCAGAGAUAAAUCCUGCCAUGGUUUGUGCUAUUGCAGAACUUGAAAGUGACAGGCAACUACUUGUUAUGAACCCUGGCUUUAAAACUAAAGAGCUUAAUGUGGGGCUUAUGCAACUUCCACCAAAAACUGCUGAUUGGUUGAUAAGCGCAUUAGGUUAUUGUACAUAUGUUACAGAAGAGAAUAUAGAAUACCUAUUCAGACUCAUAAAUGUAUAUUUAGCUGCUGCCUAUCUGAAAUGGCUGUCACACUUUGAUAACAUACAAAGAAAUGAAGAGUUUAUUGUAAGGGCAUAUAAAGGUGGCACGAAAAAGGCAACUCACAAAUCAACAUUGCGCUAUUGGCAAAACUAUCUUGCAGUUAAGGAAACUUUUGCAAAUUUUGAAAGCUUGGGCAGAAAUUCAAUUGAUGAUAGUCCUCCAGAAAUCAGAGCUGUAGCUCCUGCUCAUUCUCAUGCUGUAUCUCCAAUACCUUUAGAUCAUUCAAAAGAUGCAAAUGAUGACAUAUAUUGGGAUUCCAGAGUAUAUCCAGAAGAUAUGGAAGCAAUGUGGAAUCAUCCCGCAGUCCGAAAAGCAUGGACUAAAUCGAAAGAAAAACCCGGAAAAGUGCGUUUUUCUCAAGAUGAAAAGAAGAGACCAUAUCUUACCCGGGUAGAAAUGAAGGCAGUUGCUGAUAUAAUUCUAUUGAAACACCUCAGCAGCACGAAAGUUAAACCUACAGUAAUUUGUGCUAUUGGAGAGGUUAUUAGCAUGCGCUAUGUACAUGGACUUGGACCAAGAACUGGAAUAAUGGGGAUUGACUACUCCACUGCUUAUUGGCUUCACUCGGAAUUGGGUUUCAGGGCUUACAAACUUGAAUUAAUUGAUGAUCUAAGCAAUCCAUUUGUGUCCAUGUACUUUGGUGCUGCUUAUGUAGCAUGGUUAUCUGAAUAUGAAGGAAGGGAUAGAACUCCGGAAUUUUUUGUUCAGGCAUAUUUUGUAGGACCGAAAAAUGUGAACCCUCAGGAUGCAAGUACUCUUUGGCUAAAAUAUGAGGAAACUCUCAGUAAAUAUGAAGAUGAAAGAAAAAGGAAUGGCGAUAGUUGCGCCAUUAUGUAAGCCGACAGGCGUAGCAAAUUUAGAUUUUGAAGAACUCUCAUGAGCUGUGUUGUUAUCUUGUGUUUUACUAUUUGAGAGAUUUGUAAUUGUGAAGUGAAAUUGUCAAAUUGAUGUGCUAUAGAAAAAUAAACAAGAGGAAGAAACUUGCAUUCCAAGAAAUCAAAUACUCAUUGUAUAGAACUGAUUGUAUUAGUAUAGUCUAUAUUUGUUUUAGAUUUUUAGUGGCUUCAAAAGGAGUUUUACUAUAAGCAAGAAAAGUUACCUCUCAUUUAGAAAAAUCUCAACGUACCAUAUAGUCAAUUAAAUACAAAUGAUAUUCAAUAAAGGUUACAUCUUAUUGAAAUUUGAUUCGUUGAAAUUUACCUCUCAUGUUGUCAGACUAUAUGAGCUUCUAAUUUUAACAUCAUGAUUGUUCUUUAUUUUGUAAAACUUAAGGUAAACACACAAAGUAAAUAAAUAAUCAAACUUGUAGAAUUAUUGUUUUAGUUUCGGUUAUACUUCCUUCGACCUUAAUUAUAAGCAAAUUAUACUUUUUAGAUUCAUUUGAAUACCAAUGUAUUUAGACUUACUUAAGGUCAAAUACAUUGAUUUU